CUGACAUGGGCAUCACGUCUUUCUCAAGAUGGCGGACUUCAGAGGUGUGCAAGUAUUUUCAUAUCCACGUGCGGGCGUUAAAGUAACCGAAGACAAUGUGUACUGGAAGCGGCUUUCGUUGCCGGUGACCAUCAAGGACAUAGGAGCCAUCAACAACGUCGACAUUUCUCUCCAAGAGCCGCACGCCUUCGCAAUCACAUGUUCGUCCAGGGUGCGCGUGUUCAACCCCGUCAGCCGCGAGAUCACAUGUCAGUUCUCGAAGUUCUCCAAGGCGGCUUGCGGCGGCAUAUUUCGCGCCGACGGCAACCUGAUCGCCGCCGGAGGAGAAGAUGGUGCCGUCAAGCUCUUCGACGUCAAGACGAGGUCCCUAUUGCGGCAGUUCACGGGACACAAGAACCCCACGCAGCGGGUCGCCUUCACUCGUGACGGCACGCAGCUGCUCAGUUUCUCGGACGACUCCACGGUCGCCCUGUGGGACAUUCCGGGCCAGACCAGGCUGCUCUCCCUUAACGCACACGACGACUACGUGCGCUGCGGUUCCGUCUGCAAAGCCAACCAGGACAUAGUGCUUUCCGGCUCGUACGACCACACCGCCAAGGUAUUCGACUUGAGGACUGCCGACCCCGUGGUCACCGUAAACCACGGCUCUCCCGUCGAGUCGGUGCUCAUGUUUCCCACGGGAGGCAUCUUCCUCACGGCGGGAGGACCGCACAUCAGGGUGUGGGACGUAGUGGCCGGUCGUAUACUCGCCCAGAUGACCCAGCACCACAAAACUGUCACGUGCCUGAAGCUUGCCAGUAAUGGGCAGCGCCUGCUUUCCGGCUCGCUCGAUCGACACGUCAAGGUGUUCGACGUCGCCACGUACCAGGUGGUCCACACGCUUGACUAUCCGUCCCCGAUCCUCUCCCUGGACAUAUCGCCGCAGGACAAGGUCCUCGUUGUCGGCAUGACGUCGGGCCUCAUAUCCGUACAGAGGAGGAAGAGCGAAGUCGCCAAAGAAGUCGCGCCCGCGAAGCGCAGGCGGGCGUCCUCUUACUUCCAGGAGGCGCACACCGAGCCCGGCUUCGUUCCCCGCGUAGGUGACGUCGUGAUUCCCGAGCGAACUUUGCAGAAAAUGGCCAAGUACAACACGUACCUGAGGAAGUUCGAAGUCUCCAAGGCGCUCACCCAAGCCAUGCGGGACGCCAAGUUCACGAGGGAGCCCCAGAUUGCCGUCGCCGUCAUGCAGGAGCUCAUUCGGAGGCGAGCCUUGAAGUCUGCACUCGCCGGCAGGUCGGGGAAAGACCUGGACGAACUGAUGCUUUUCGUGACGAAGAACGUCACCGACCCUCGCUUCUCUAGAAUCAUGUUGGACGUUGCCACGCUGAUGGUUGAAGUGUAUUACCCAGAGGUCACGACGUGUAAAGCAACAUGUCGUAGGCUCAAGAUUCUGCAGAAGGUGAUGCACCAAGAGGCAAAGCACAUGCAGGAAAUGAUGGAACUGAAGGGCACUAUUGAAAUUCUCCUGUCAAAUUCCAGCAGCAGAGUGCAGAAGGAGACUGCUUCUAAUCUAAACGAGCUAUAGAUAACAAACUAAAUUACAUAAUUGUCCAUGUGAUCAUCAUCAUGUACAUAAAU
Rhipicephalus sanguineus (brown dog tick) is the source of this 1617-nucleotide messenger RNA. RefSeq names its product U3 small nucleolar RNA-associated protein 15 homolog. Gene Ontology annotation, cellular component: nucleolus. Gene Ontology annotation, biological process: positive regulation of transcription by RNA polymerase I; rRNA processing. The record is from RefSeq and is a predicted model, not a curated record. The coding region runs from base 29 to 1564 and encodes 511 amino acids. The transcript has a single exon. Lineage: Eukaryota; Metazoa; Arthropoda; Arachnida; Ixodida; Ixodidae. Gene Ontology annotation, molecular function: protein binding.